Molecule: messenger RNA, 656 nt
Organism: Eptesicus fuscus (big brown bat)
Lineage: Eukaryota; Metazoa; Chordata; Mammalia; Chiroptera; Vespertilionidae
Product: ubiquinol-cytochrome-c reductase complex assembly factor 2
Exons: 5
Coding region: 44-610 (188 amino acids)
Biological process (GO): mitochondrial respiratory chain complex III assembly
Cellular component (GO): mitochondrial matrix
Source: RefSeq, a predicted model, not a curated record
CGGCUGACUCCUCCCUCAAGGGCGGGGACAAGCGGGGCCCAAAAUGGCGGCCGGCCGCUACCGGCGUUUCCUUAAGCUCUGUGAGGAAUGGCCCGUGGACGAGACCAAACGGGGCCGGGACUUGGGCGCUUACCUGCGGCAGCGGGUAGCACAGGCGUUUCGGGAGGGAGAGAACACCCAGCUACGCUCUUCGUCCCGAGAUGCCCGCGAUCUCGUUAGGUGUGAAUGCAAAAUCAGGUCAUUUAAAGCUUGUACACAGGACGUUUCCCCAAGUGCAUGUACUGUCAUGCGGCAAAUGUAUACCCAAACUCAGGAGUGCUCGUGCUGGAGGCCGUGGGUGGCAGAGCCUGAGGCCUGCGACGAGAUGUACGAGAGCUUAGCACGGCUCCACUCCAACUAUUACAAGCACAAGUACCCUCGCCCCCGGGACACGAGCUUCAGUGGCCUGACCUUGGAAGAGUACAAGCUGGUCCUCUCCACAGACGCCCUGGGGGAGCUGAAGGACAUGAAUAAAGGCUUGUGGAAGAAACUGCAGGAGAAGUUCUCCGCCAGGAGUCCCGAGGAGAAGCAGAAGGUCUGGGCUCAGUCCUUAUCUCGCCCGCGGACCUGAGUGGAGUCUGUGUGUUGCCAUCAUAAAUAAAGCUCCCUGACCCCCA